GCACUUUACCUUUUCUAUUACAAGAAAAUAUUUUUUAUUAUCUUAUUCCAAGAGAAAAUGGCAAAAGAAAACGUUUGACCUUGCAGUGUGGACAGUUUCCUUGUCCUAUUAUGAGAGGAUAAAAUUGGGGGAAAAGUAAUUUAUUUUUUGGAUUGUAUUUGUGAGGAUAGGAUAGUUCCCCUCCUGAAGACAAUGUGUACAUUUUCUAACACAUGCAUUUAAAUGUUUGAUUUCAACUAUUUUGCAUUUGUUUUCUUUUACUUUCACUUUUUAUUUUGCAUUUAACAUGCCUAUGAAACGGAAUACAGGAAGCCCGAUCCAGGAUGGACAAUUUCUUCAUGUUCAUUCACCAUCAACCAAUACAUUCUGCAGUGCAUCCGAGGAGCUCAUGCACACCACUUUAUCUAACGAAAAAUUACGCCAUGCUUUCCAUGGACAUUCAAUCUCAAAGUUUGACGAGGAAGGUGAUUUGGGAAUUAAAUCAGAAGCAGAUGACAGCAAUGAGACCCAAUCUUCUGAGGAGGACCAGGACCUCCUGGAGUAUUCCAAAGAUUUGGCUUUCAACCAGAUGACCCCGAGGAAAAGCAUCACUCAGAUCAUCAAGGACAAGAAGAAACAGACUCAUUUGACCCUUCAGUGGCUGGAUGAAAACUACAUUGUUUGUGAAGGGGUUUGUCUGCCGCGUUGCAUCCUGUACGCUCACUACCUAGACUUCUGUAGGAAGGAGAAACUGGAUCCAGCCUGUGCUGCUACAUUUGGCAAGACAAUCAGGCAGAAAUUUCCACUUCUUACAACAAGAAGACUUGGGACCCGAGGUCAUUCAAAAUAUCAUUAUUACGGGAUUGGCAUCAAAGAGAGCAGUGCCUAUUAUAACUUGGUGUACUCAGGAAAAGGCUUGACGAGAUUUUCAGGGAGCAAACUCAAGAAUGAGGGAGGGUUCACUCGGAAAUACUCCCUCAGUUCCAAAACAGGAACUUUGCUUCCAGAAUUCCCAAGUCCACAGCAUCUAGUGCUUCAAAGUUCCGUCUCUAAAGAGAAGGUGGACACACUCAUCGUGAUGUACAAAACACAUUGUCAGUGCAUCCUGGACAAUGCCAUCAAUGUCAACUUCGAAGAGAUACAGAAUUUCCUGAUGCAUUUCUGGCAAGGAAUGCCCGACCACCUCUUACCCCUGCUGGAGAACACCAUUAUCGUGGACAUCUUCUGUGUGUGUGACUCUAUACUAUAUAAGGUUCUGACAGAUGUCCUGAUCCCUGCUACGAUGCAGGAGAUGCCUGAAAGUCUCCUGGCAGACAUCCGUAACUUUGCCAAGCACUGGGAACACUGGAUGGUGUCUUCUCUGGAAAACCUCCCAGAAUGCCUCUCAGAGAAGAAGCUCCAGAUCGCACGCAGAUUUGUGUCCUCUCUAAAGCGUCAGACCUCCUUCUUACACCUUGCCCAGAUUGCAAGACCAGCUCUUUUUGACCAGAAUGUGGUGAACUCAAUGGUGGUGGAUAUAGAUAAAGUGGAUUUGAACAGCAUAGGGUCACAAGCCCUUCUCACCAUCUCAAGUAGUGACCAAGACUCUGACCUCUACUCUGAAUAUGACUCAAUAACAGUGUUCCAAGAGCUGAAAGACCUACUGAAGAACAAUGCCACUGUGGAAUCCUUUAUCGAGUGGCUGGACACUCUUGUGGAGCAGAAAGUCAUAAAGCCUGGGAAGCAGAACGGACGGUCUAUAAAGAAGAGAGCUCAGGACUUCCUCCUCAAGUGGAGUUUCUUUGGAGCACGCGUUAUGCACAACCUCACGUUGAACAACGCCACCAGUUUUGGUUCGUUCCAUCUCAUCCGCAUGCUGCUGGAUGAGUAUAUCCUACUGGCUAUUGAGACACAAUUCAACAACAACAAAGAACAAGAGCUACAGAAUCUCCUAGAUAAGUACAUGGGAAAUGCAGAUGCCAGCAAGGCGGCAUUCACUGCCUCCCCCAGCUCCUGUUUCCUGGCCAACCGUAACAAGCCCAGUGCGGUGUCCAGUGAUCUGUCUGUGAAGAACGAGUCCCUCUCAGAACACGCAUACAUGACCCUGUCAGCCAAUCAUCAGCAGGCGCUGGGAGCAAACAUGGCCAUCUACCAGGGCUCUGAAACCGAUGGAUUCUCCCUAUCAGGACAAAUGGACUUUUCCCAGAACAGUGGCCCUCUGAUGACCCCUCCCAUCUCCCCAGCCAUGGUGAACAGGGGCAGUGUCAUCAACCAGGGCACCAUGGCCAUCAGACCCCAGAGCGCCUGCACCACCAUCCAGCCCCACAUCUCCUGCCAAGCCUUCCCAGACCCCAUGUUCCAGAGCCUCCCUCCCAGCAGCCCCAGCUACUACCCCACCACCUCCAACUACCAGGCUGUGUUCAGGCCCCAGACACACGCCCAGGCCCCUGCCUACCACACCCACUCCGACAGCAGCCACUACCCGUCCUUCAGUGAGCAGCACCUGGCCAAAGACUACUUCAACAGCAGCUGUGCAGUGUCCCCCUACAGCUCCAGACCCACCUCCAAUUACAGCACAGUCCCUGAUUCUGGGAUGGAGACUCAGGGGGUUGAGCUACUGGACUCUGUAGGAUACAACUUUGAUGGGAGUGGGUUAAACAGUAGUGGCUGUCAGGAGUCUGCCUACUCAGCAGCAGGACACAAUGGGUACUAUGGAAACAGUAGCUACCUGGAUAGCCAGAGGCUGGGUUCCAUGAUAGACCAGCAUGUGUCAGUUAUCAGCAGUGUGAGCAGUAUCCGCUCAGUCCCAGCGUAUGGUGAAGUACACGACCCCCUCAACAUCCUGGAUGACACGGGCAGGAAGACGGCUGGGCCUUACUACACUGAGUCUGACUCACUGGGCUCCCACACAUCUGGAGCUCCUCCCCUCCCCUCCUCGGUCUCUGCACCCUGCAUGUACGGAGGUCCUGCCCAGUUCCACUCCCAGGAUGCACUGCUUCCUCACCGGGCACCAUCUGAGGUACGGGACAUGAUGUCAUCGCUGCCCCCCAUCAACACUGUGUUCAUGGGGUCUAGUGGAGGAGGAACGUGAGCCGUGACUGUCCCUCCCACCACCAACACUCCUCAAGCUCCUCCCACACCACUCAGUUACUGUAAACAGUGACGCGGAUCACAGACAGAAAUAUGCCUAGUGUAUCUCUCUUGUGUAGCCUUAGCGUUGGGGAAACUACUCUGAAAAUGUAGUUUACCAAGUUACCAAUUACUUCAUACCGGAAGAAGUUAAGAUACACUAAAGCUACCCUUAAGAAAAAAAAACUACUUUGUGAUCGAUAGUUAAAUCUAAAUCUGAAAUAUCAUAGACUAUAAAUUGCUAGACAUAUCACUCUGUAGUCAGAUGUUAACAGAAUGUUUAUUUUAGCCUAUUAAAAACAAAAACUAUGUUUCCAGUGAGAAUUAGGAAGGUCUGAUGGCAAAAAGAAAGGAAUUUGUUGCCUACUUCACCCAUGUGAACUACAAAAAACACCACGAUUAGAAUUUAGUUCAACUACCACCAAGCUACUGCAAAAUGUAAUUACAUUACUAGUUGAACUACAUAUAGUUCACUACUCCCCAACACUGUGUAGCCAAUAUAUAUUUUGUAAAUUGAUGAAGGCCUCAGCUGUUCAAUGUUCAGUGAAAUAUUUUAUUGAACUGAAUGAAUUAAUAAUUUGCAAUUCAACCAUUUUAAUAUAAUUCAAUCUGUUCAUCUUAAUGUGGCCAGAGGAGACUUUGUAAGUUAACAUGUAAAUAAAUACCCGUAGAAUAAAGCGAGUAAUGUCAAAUUUGAAAUUGUUGGAGGCAGAAUCAGUCAAACCUGCAAGACAGGUUUGAUUGAUUAUGACAAGUAAAAAAAAUAGCAUGUUAUUUAUUUGAGUUGCCUUUAUAGGCUAUUACGGUGUAAUAUUAAUGUCGGAAAUGUAAACUUGUACUUAUCUGUAUAUGGCCGAAUGAGAGGUACAAACUUAGAAAUGACUGUUGUUUUCAAUUCAAAUGUAUUCAAUUACAUGAACUUAUUGCUUAACUAACACAUCAACAUGUCGAGAGAGAGGCAGAAAGAGACCGUUUGUUAGGUAGCUUUCAUGUGCUCCUUCAGGCAGUUUGGCUGGUCGUCAAUACCUCCAACAGAACAGUCUCUCUUAUCUCACAAUUCAAAGCCCCCAGUGUCAAAACUCUGAAUACACAGUCCUUUAAUUGGUAAACUGGGCCCACACCAGGCGAGGAAAGAAAGAUUACAGUCCGGAAACACAAUUGUAGAAGCAGCGGAUCAAAGUUGAGCUUUAUCUGUGAUUAUGUGAUUAUACCAUUGUACAAUGGAGGGAGAUAUGGUUGGAUAAAGGUGUUGACCAGAAACUAGAACCAAUAGACAUGUAUGACCCACAGCAGGAUCAAGCUGUUUAUACAUAGUGACCCUUUAGAGAAACAGAGAUUGUUUUAUUCUCCCGCAGGUUGUCCAAAUUCAGCUUUGUUAGUCUUUGAGCAGAUGGAAGCUAAUAAAACCAUAAUCAGUAACAUUAGAUUGAUCAGGGCAUUUGUGUGGCGAAAUGAUAUCAUUUCAAAGCGAUACACUUUAUUUAAAUGUAUGGAGUUGAUACGUACACUCGCCGGCUAUGGAUUAAUAUAGACUAUUCAGCAUUUGUUUCAACAACGUGAAUAAACAAAGCAAAAUGAAUGAUAACAUUACCCACCUAUCAGCCUUAUCCUUUAGCUACUCAGGGGGAAAAUCCAUUUCAGCCCAUGGACAGGAACAGAUGGCUUGAAAUGUAAUGAUUACAAAAUCCCAACAUUAACACAGUUUAAUUACAAAGUCAAUAAUGCCUCCAACAGUUGCGGGGCCUUUAGUGUAAAAACAACAGAAGGUUGAACGCAAACUUUGGGACAAUGUUUAACCAGAACUUUGCAUUAGGCGGAGAGUCUCCAUAUGUAGCCCAGGUGAGCCAAAGACUGAGAGAUCCAGUGAUGUGUAAGGCACACCAGGCAUCACUCUGUCUGAUGGAUUUACUGUUGUACGUCAGAGGGUCACGUCAUCACACUCCUCUAACAUGACAUCAUAGUGCUGCUUGCAGGCCCCAUCGUCCCCCAAGUCACCUCAGAUAUAAUUUUGUAUGCAAUGUGUUUUUGUGACUUUAUACCUCUACAGGUUAUUCAUACUGUCGAAUCAAAUUUCUGUUUUGCUGACUUCAUCCAGACAGUUGGUGUUCUAUCAUGCUACAACAAAAGCAAGCUUAUUUCUACAGGAUAUUCAUUUAAAAGGGGUCUGACUAGGAUGUAUUCUAAACAUAAUCUCCGUCCUCGUACUGUUCACCUCUAUAUUCUGCCUUCAAUGCAGGAGAGUGAUUAUUAUGUACUUGUAUUAGCUUUUUACUCAUACCUUCCCAGACACACAAGCUCAGCAAAGUGAUUGUUGGAGAUAAGGAUAUCAGUAGUAAAGGAUAAACAACGGCCAAACAGGAAGCUGCCUUUUUAUCACAAUAUCAACUGUACAGGUAGCAUUAAUAUGUUUUAGCCACUUGAGAUGUCAGUGUUGGGAAGAACAGUGAGCGGACACCUUUAGCAACAUUGUAAUGUAGGAGGUUAGAUUGGAAAGCGCUAUGGGCCUCUGACUGGCAUCUUGUCUUUGUGUUGUGCCUUAAUGAGUGUGUGUCUGUAGUGAGUGUGUGUCUGUAGUGAGUGCAAAGCACACAACCACCGGCUGGAGCCUCUGUUAAAACAAUAUUCAGAGGUGUCCUGUACUGCCAAUGAUUAAGCUUUUGUUGAAUGGGAUCAUUCACAAAUAACUAUUUGCAGCUAAACACAAAACAUUAUUAUUAUUAUUAUAAUUUUUUAUCUGCUACUCCUUUUUUGCUAUUAGUAAAAACCAAAUAAUCUUUCAUUCAACAGGAUCUCUGCCACUGUCUUAUUCCCCUGUCUGUGAAAAUGAUGAUGUGGUGUUUGUCUUGAAUGAUGAAUCUCCUUGAGUAGUUAUGUGUAGGUUCAGAAGUGUCCAUAUGAUGGCAGUAAAGUGUAAAAAAUACCCCUAUCACAUCCAUUUCUGUUUUCAUUGUCCCCACUAAAUCUGUUAUUACUGAACUCUGUGCUGUAUCUGGAUAAACAGAGGUUAAAUAGGCAUGCCAACCAACAGCUUUGUUAACGUUACUAAAUAACAGGUGGAAAAAUAUCUGCUGUACUUUAUGGAUUUCAUGUAAACAAACAAGUUAGCGGUUGAAAAUGAUCACAUUUCAGAUACUGAUUUCCAAAUAUCUUAUCAAUAUUUUUACUAUCACUAUAACCAAAUAAAUCAAAUAGAUCACACUUACUAUAAAUCCAAAACAGUUAUGUUGUUCUAUCUUGAUGUGAU
Messenger RNA from Salmo salar (Atlantic salmon), 6331 nucleotides. It is a transcript of the gene rfx6, whose product is annotated as regulatory factor X, 6. Gene Ontology annotation, biological process: regulation of transcription by RNA polymerase II. The record is from RefSeq and is a predicted model, not a curated record. Lineage: Eukaryota; Metazoa; Chordata; Actinopteri; Salmoniformes; Salmonidae. Gene Ontology annotation, molecular function: RNA polymerase II cis-regulatory region sequence-specific DNA binding; DNA-binding transcription factor activity, RNA polymerase II-specific.